Botrytis byssoidea is the source of this 1131-nucleotide messenger RNA. RefSeq lists its product as uncharacterized. Gene Ontology annotation, biological process: carbohydrate metabolic process. Gene Ontology annotation, cellular component: extracellular region. The coding region runs from base 1 to 1131 and encodes 376 amino acids. The transcript is spliced from 4 exons. The record is from RefSeq and is a predicted model, not a curated record. Gene Ontology annotation, molecular function: cellulose binding. NCBI's taxonomy places the organism in Eukaryota, Fungi, Ascomycota, Leotiomycetes, Helotiales, Sclerotiniaceae.
AUGUGCGAAGCAUCGAGGUGUUUCGUCGGUUCUCGACUACAGGGCGUUUUCAUUGGUAUGGUCAAGGGAUCUAGAGUUGGCGAUGCUGUUCCGAUUGCAGAAAGUCGUUUGGUAUCUGCAUUCAUAUGGCCAGAAACUUGGAGCGCCAAGAAAUUCCAUGAGAAUUUUGCGGGCAGCAAUUUGCAAAUAGAUACCAGCUAUGCCAUCCGAACCCCAACAUACGACGGACCCAUAAACGACGUAACAACUGAAUACGUCGCCUGCAAUGGUGGACCCAAUCCCACCACUCCUUCCUCAAAUAUCAUAAAUGUUGUUGCCGGUAGCACCGUAAACGCCAUCUGGCGCCACACCCUCGAUAGUACUCCUGCAAACGACGCAACAUAUGUUCUCGACCCAUCUCAUCUCGGCCCCGUCAUAGCCUAUAUGAAAAAAGUAGACGACGCAACCACCGACGUUGGCUACGGACCUGGCUGGUUCAAAAUAUCCGAGCAAGGACUCAACGUAGCCACACAAAAAUGGGCAACAACAGAUCUCAUAAACAAUGCAGGCGUACAGCCUAUCGCUAUACCAAGUUGCAUAGCCAACGGCCAAUAUCUCCUACGAGCAGAAUUGAUCGCGCUCCACUCAGCAGGAGGCAGUCUAGGCGCACAAUUAUACAUGGAAUGCGCACAAAUCAACGUAUCUGGCGGCACCGGAACCGCAACUCCAAGCACCGUAUCCUUCCCCGGCGCGUACGGACAGAGCGAUCCCGGAAUCCUGAUCAACAUCUAUCAAACGCUCACCACGUAUACAAUUCCCGGUCCUACGCCAUUUGUCUGUGGUGCCGCGCAGAGCACGGCGAAGAGUUCGUCUACUUCUGCUGCUGCUUCCACUGCGAAACCAACGUCGUCGUCGACGCUGAGUACGAGCACGGUUACGAAAACGAGUAGUGGUGCGGUGGCGACGGGGACGGGGACCGCGGCGGUUUAUGCGCAGUGUGGGGGCCAGGGGUGGACGGGUGCGACGGCUUGUGCGAGCGGGAGUAAGUGUGUUGUCAAUGUUUGCCUUCGUGAUGGAGAAUACGGAGAAUAUGUCGUUGCAUGUGUUAGUGACGGAGAUAUUGGUUUGUUGUGGGAUAGUAGGAGGAGAUAG